AUGGCCAAUGACACUGUCCCAGAGGGCUUCAUCCUUCUGGGCUUCUCAGAUAACCCCAGGCUGGAAAUUACUCUCUUUGUGGUUGUGUCCAUCUUUUACAUGAUCACCCUAGUAGGCAAUGUCACUAUCAUACUUUUGUCUCACAUAGACUCUCAUCUCCACACCCCCAUGUACUUCUUCCUCACCCAGCUCUCCCUCCUGGACCUUUGCUUCACCACCAGCUGCAUUCCACAGAUGUUAGUCAACCUCUGGGGCCCAGACAAAACGAUAAGCUACCUAGGAUGUGCAACUCAACUCUACAUAUUUCUGGGAUUGGGUGCUGCUGAAUGUAUUCUGCUUUUGGUCAUGGCAUUUGACCGCUACAUAGCAGUGUGUCGGCCUCUGCACUAUGUGGUAAUUAUGAACCCAAAGUUGUGUCAGAAGCUGGUGCUCCUGGUCUGGGUGAGUGGGAUUUUUGGUACCUUGGUGCAGUCCCCUACCACAAUGAAGCUGCCCUUCUGCCAUCACCACCAGGUGGAUGACUUUGUAUGUGAAGUUCCUGCAUUAAUCCGCCUGGCCUGUGGAGACACACAUAUCAACGAACUCCAGAUCUCAGUGAUUGGCGCCAUCUUCCUGAUGGUGCCACUAGUGCUCAUCCUUGUGUCCUAUGGACACAUUACCCAAGCAGUGCUGUCCAUACAGUCCCAAGAGGGAAGGAGCAAGGCCUUUCGCACCUGUUCUUCCCACCUGGUCGUUGUCUUCCUCUUCUACAGCAGCGUCACUGCAGUCUACAUCCAGCCUCGGAGCCGAUUUUCCCAGAAUAGAGGGAAGUUCCUGAGUCUCUUCUAUACUGUGGUGACCCCCACUCUCAACCCCCUCAUCUACACCUUGAGAAACAAGGACAUGAAGGGGGCUCUCAAAAAACUAUUAGGAAAAGACAGAAUGGCCAAUGAGGAAUGA
This is a messenger RNA of Orycteropus afer afer, 939 nucleotides long. RefSeq names its product olfactory receptor 2H1-like. NCBI's taxonomy places the organism in Eukaryota, Metazoa, Chordata, Mammalia, Tubulidentata, Orycteropodidae. Gene Ontology annotation, cellular component: membrane. The record is from RefSeq and is a predicted model, not a curated record. Gene Ontology annotation, biological process: G protein-coupled receptor signaling pathway. Gene Ontology annotation, molecular function: G protein-coupled receptor activity; olfactory receptor activity.